This is a messenger RNA of Ipomoea nil (Japanese morning glory), 513 nucleotides long. RefSeq names its product lysine-rich arabinogalactan protein 19-like. The transcript has a single exon. Lineage: Eukaryota; Viridiplantae; Streptophyta; Magnoliopsida; Solanales; Convolvulaceae. Bases 1 to 513 code for a protein of 170 amino acids. The record is from RefSeq and is a predicted model, not a curated record.
AUGACUCAACCACCUCAAGCACCAGUCAGGCCACCUCAAGCACCAGUCAGACCACCUCAAGCACCAGUCAGACCACCUCUGGCACCAAUCAGAAGACCUAAGGCACCAAUCAGAAGACCUCAAGCAUCAAGCAUGACCCAGGCACCAAUCAGGCCACCUCAAACACUCAGUAGGCCAGCUCUGGCACCAUCUCAGACUCAGGCACCAAGCAUACCACCUCAAGCACUCAGCAGACCAGCUCUGACACCAUCUCAGACUCAGGCACCAAGCAUACCACCUCAAGCACUCAGCAGACCAGCUCUGGCACCAUCUCAGACUCAGGCACCAAGCAUACCACCUCAAGCACCAAGCAUACCACCUCAGGCACCAAUCAGGUCUACAUUAGGGUUAAAAUCAAAAUCAAAGAAGAUGAAGAAUACCUCUGACACACCUGUUCGUAGGAGGACAAGAUCCACAACAACUCUCAAGUGUAGGUUCACCAACACAUCGGACACACCUCUAAACAUUGAGUAA